This is a messenger RNA of Ectocarpus siliculosus, 1482 nucleotides long. NCBI's taxonomy places the organism in Eukaryota, Phaeophyceae, Ectocarpales, Ectocarpaceae. The record is from the annotation of a GenBank genome assembly.
AUGAUUUUCUUCAGAACAUCGUUUCCAUUCAGCAAAUCAGGCGAAAGGACGGAACCCCCAGAGUUACGACUCCAAUCAAACCGAGAUGGGUCUGCUGCCGACCCAAGGAAGGCCAGCAGCUCGAAGAGUCUGCGACCCUACGACAUACCUUACGCCACGGGAAACAGCAACGCCGCUGCGGUGAAUACAACGGCGGGCACUGCAGCUUCUGCCGAGGCUGGGAAGGUGCCCGGUGGCAUAGACGACAAGGGCAUCGUUUUGAGAUGCAUGUACACCAACCAGAAGACGAAAAAACGCAAGACUUGGUCGGACGGCGCCGUCAAGUGCUGCCCGAAACGCCAACGGGUAUCCCUUUACCGUUGGAGCGAAGCACUGGGCGUCACAGAGAAGCUUCUCGGCGAGGUCUACCUCACCGUGCCACAAUACGAGGCGUUUAUCACACAGGGGGAGCCGGAGCUCGAGAUGGAACUCCUUCGGAGAGGAGACGACGGUGACGACGCGGGAGGACGGAGCGCGAGCCAUUACCCCGAGAAUCAACGAUGCGGUCGCGACGGCGCCGUGACAGCGGCUGGAGGCACCGGUGGCAGGGAAGAAAACACGUUCGGGCGUGGCAACGCUAUCGGUGGUGCUGGCGCCCGCGUCCCCGAGGAGGUCGAUCGCGAAACACCCGGCUAUGUUGCUAGGGUGGAGAUGCGCUCCACCCAGGACAUCCUCUCCCUGUUCGGCGGCUUCGGAGGGACGCCAUCUACCCAAGGAGGGCACGAUCACGGCUCACAUGGACGAGAGACGGCCGAGACUCAACGGCACGGGCCAACUGAAGCCCCUCUCGGAUCGCAAGCAUCCGGGGAUGCUCUCAGGCCGGUCGGGGGCGGCAUUCGCCGGGCGGCGGACAUGCACCGGGCACAGAAAGAGGCCCGGGCAGCGGCGGCGACGGUGGCGCCUGGAGGAGGUGCAGCUGGCGCGGCAACUGGAGCGUCAUCGGCGAGGGGCGCGCCCAAUGACGACGCGGUUAUGGGGGACUGGGUUUGCGGAACGUGCGGGGUGCGCGGGGACCCUUCAUCUGCGUCGUGCCGUGUCUGCGGAGCCAAGCGAGAAGGGCUUCGGAGUGAUGGCGUUGCGCAGGGCGGCGACGAUGGUGUUAGGGGGGGUAUCGGCAGCCAGGAAGGACGGGUGGGGUGGGGAAGGGGGGAUGACUUCGGCGGAGGUGGACGGCGACAAGAGAAGGCUUCGGAAGGCGGAGCAGGGGACGUGGGCGAUCGGCCUGUUACUCUUGGCAUCGCGGAAGGCUUAGAGGCAGGAGGUGCCCCUGGUCGGUGGCGCACUAGUUCUCCGGACCGCCCUGCCUUCCCGCAGUCGAGAGCCGGGGGUGGCGGGGAGGGUGCUUGUGGGGUUAGUGUGCUUGAGACGCCGAGCAGCUGCCAGAAGAUCGGUCCUCGAAUGCAGAUGGACAUGGGUUCUUCGUCGGAUAGCGAUGAUGCUUGA